This is a messenger RNA of Echinops telfairi (small Madagascar hedgehog), 1407 nucleotides long. It is a transcript of the gene MROH8, whose product is annotated as maestro heat like repeat family member 8. The record is from RefSeq and is a predicted model, not a curated record. The transcript has 12 exons. Lineage: Eukaryota; Metazoa; Chordata; Mammalia; Afrosoricida; Tenrecidae. Bases 1 to 1407 code for a protein of 468 amino acids. Gene Ontology annotation, cellular component: cytoplasm.
AUGGGCUCUAGACACAGUCUGGAGCGCGAUGGGCCCCGAGGCCCCCGUAAGCGGGUCCACGCCCCCCCUGCGCCCCGGCCCGCGUGGAACCGGCCGCCGCGCAACGGUCCUAUUCCGGGCGUGCCGGCACACUCAGACAUCUCUGACAUUGCUGGACUCCCUUGGGAAUCCUUCGUAGAAAGCCCCAGCCAGCAGAUCUACCAACUGCCCCUCGGUGAGACCAUCAUCCAGAGGCUGCACAGAGACGUCCAGGAGUUUUUAAAAAGUGAGCUAUGGAUUCCCAGUGAAUUUGAGAAGUUGACUUUCCUAAGAUCUUUAUCAUCUCUCAGCGGAGCUUUACUUUAUGAUGAACCCACAGAAUCAUUUAUCCAAAGCCACAUCACAGACAUCGUUCGUGCCCUCCAUCUGCUGUUGCAAGAGGAGCCCCUGGGCUGUUGCCUCCUCAGCUCCGUGUCCCAGGAAGUCUUCAUCACCAUCACUGACUUCAGUUACCAAGAGGUCCAUUUUCUACUUGGCUCUGAAGAUCGAGUUGACUUGUUCAGCUUCAUCAUCAAAAGGGUCAUUACUCUGCCUCCUGAGGAGAACUUUGCCCAGAUGGAGGAAACCAGGUCCAUUGGGUCCAACAACUCAGAGUGUCUCUACAGGCAGACGUUCCAGGCGUUCUUGGAGAUGCUCCAGAGUUUGGUGAUCAAAGACCCCCACUUGGAAAAUCUUCAUGUGAUCUUCGAGCUGAUGGAGUCCUGGCUACAGUCCGUCAAGGACCACGAGCGGAGGCGGGCCACCGUCAGCAUGGCACAAGUUCUGAAGUGCUUAUCCAGACAUCUCGGCUUGAAGCAUCCAUUUUAUUUCCAAAGACUUGGCUGCCUGGUGGCCCUCAUGGCGCUCCUAUGUGGGGACCCGCUGAGAGAUGUGGCCGAGGAGGCUGCAGAGGGCACACACCACCUGCUGCAUAUCACCCUGAAGUUGAAGUAUAUCACUCAUUGCAAGGAAAAUCACCUCAGCUUGCGUACAGCGUUGAAAAGGUGCCGUGAACUCCUAGGGCACUACAGUAUCCUGCAGUUCUAUAGUUGUCCCUUCAAAAUUGCCCAGGUCUUCGAAGUUUUUCUGAAUUCCAGUGAACUCUACCAGUUUGUAAUGACCAUGCUGAAUGGCCUGGAUAACAAGAAACACCCCUGCACUCAGGCAUCAGCUGGAGAAUUGCUGAUAACUCUGGUGAAAAAUGCGGAGUCCCGAUUUGAAACGGUGCCAGAAAUCAUGGGAGUUAUCUGUGCCCGGCUAUCCAUAAUUAGCCAGCUGAGCAUCCGCCAGCAAGUCAUAAGUACUGUGAGCUUGUUUAUCUCCAGGCCCAAGUAUACAGAUAUAGUGCUCAGCCACCUUCUGUGUUAUCCAGUACCAUAUGACAGGUAA